Molecule: messenger RNA, 9335 nt
Organism: Strigops habroptila (Kakapo)
Lineage: Eukaryota; Metazoa; Chordata; Aves; Psittaciformes; Psittacidae
Gene: MGAT5
Product: alpha-1,6-mannosylglycoprotein 6-beta-N-acetylglucosaminyltransferase
Exons: 17
Biological process (GO): protein N-linked glycosylation
Cellular component (GO): Golgi apparatus
Molecular function (GO): alpha-1,6-mannosylglycoprotein 6-beta-N-acetylglucosaminyltransferase activity
Source: RefSeq, a predicted model, not a curated record
GGUGGCCCGGCCCCCACGGCGGGCGCGGCGGCCGCCCCUCGGCCCGCGCCGGCCUCCGCCGAGGACCAUGGGCGGUGCGCUCCUCCCGGCGCGGGGUGCUGCGCACGGGCGGCGCCGGAGAAGGAUGGAACUGAAAUACGGAUAUACGUUGACUAAGGAGUUGGAAUAAGACUGUGUUCCGCUCUGUGAUAUCUAUAUACCUGGACCAUGAACUUGCUGUUUGGCUUCAUGCUUUAGGAACUUUUGUAGUAACUGUGUGAAGCUGUUGCGAAUCAUGGCAUUCUCUCCAUGGAAGCUGUCUUCUCAGAAACUUGGCUUUUUUCUGGUGACUUUUGGUUUCAUUUGGGGAAUGAUGCUUCUGCAUUUUACUAUUCAGCAGCAAACACAACAUGAAAGCAGUUCAGUCCUGCGUGAGCAAAUUUUGGAUCUCAGCAAAAGAUACAUCAAAGCAUUAGCUGAAGAAAAUAAAAAUGUGGUUGAUGGGCCUUAUGUUGGGACAGUGACAGCAUACGAUCUGAAGAAGACACUUGCUGUCUUGUUGGAUAAUAUCUUGCAGCGCAUUGGGAAGCUAGAGUCCAAGGUGGAAAACCUUGUGCUUAAUGGAACAGGAGCAAACUCUACCAACAAUACUACCACUCCUGCUCCUAGCUUAGGAGCAGUUGAAAAGCUUAAUGUAGCAGGUGGAUCUAUAAAUGGAGCCCAAGAACAGUGUGAAUUGCCUCCUAUGGAUGGUUUUCCUCACUGUGAAGGGAAAUAAAGGUAAUGGAUGAAAGAUAUGUGGCGAUCGGAUCCCUGUUAUGCAAGUUAUGGUGUAGAUGGGUCCACAUGCUCCUUUUUUAUUUACCUCAGUGAGGUUGAAAAUUGGUGUCCUCGUUUACCUUGGAGAGCAAAAAAUCCUAAUGAAGAAACUGAUCAAAAAACAGUGGCUGAAAUUCGUAUCAACUUUGAUAAUCUCUACAAAAUGAUGUCAAGACAUGAGGAAUUCAGGUGGAUGAUGUUACGCAUCAGACGAAUGGCUGAUACCUGGAUUGAAGCGAUUAAAUCACUUGCAGAAAAACAAAGUUUGGAGAAGAGAAAACGAAAAAAGAUUCUUGUUCAUCUGGGGCUCUUGACAAAAGAAUCUGGAUUCAAGAUUGCAGAAAACGCGUUUAGCGGUGGCCCGCUUGGUGAAUUGGUCCAGUGGAGUGAUUUAAUUACAUCUCUCUACUUACUGGGCCAUGAUAUCAGGAUUUCAGCUUCACUGGCAGAGCUCAAGGAGAUUAUGAAGAAGGUUGUAGGUAACAGAUCUGGCUGCCCUACCCAGGGGGAUAAAGUUGUAGAACUCAUUUACAUUGAUAUAGUGGGACUCACGCAGUUUAAGAAAACCCUUGGUCCAUCAUGGGUACAUUACCAGUGCAUGCUAAGAGUUUUGGAUUCCUUUGGAACUGAACCAGAAUUUAACCAUGCCCAUUAUGCCCAGUCUAAAGGCCACAAGACACCAUGGGGAAAGUGGAACCUUAAUCCACAGCAGUUUUAUACAAUGUUCCCUCACACUCCGGAUAACAGCUUCCUGGGGUUUGUGGUAGAGCAGCAUCUGAAUUCCAGUGACAUUAAACACAUUAAUGACAUCAAAAGGCAGAAUCAAUCUCUCGUUUAUGGCAAAGUAGAUCAUUUCUGGAAGGAUAAGAAGGCUUACCUGGACAUCAUCCACACCUAUAUGGAAGUCCAUGGAACUGUUCACGGGACAAGCACCAUUUAUAUUCCUGGCUAUGUAAAAAACCAUGGUAUACUCAGUGGGCGGGAUUUGCAGUUUCUACUGAGAGAAACCAAACUGUUCGUUGGUCUCGGAUUUCCAUAUGAAGGGCCGGCUCCUUUGGAGGCUAUUGCUAAUGGAUGUGCUUUUCUAAAUUUAAGAUUUAAUCCACCAAAAAGUAGCAAAAACACAGAGUUUUUCAAAGGCAAACCUACACUCCGCGAGUUGACAUCUCAGCAUCCUUAUGCUGAAGUUUACAUUGGGAAGCCCCAUGUGUGGACUGUAGACAUCAAUGAUCUUUCUGAAGUUGAGAAGGCUGUGAAGUCAAUUUUGAAUCAAAAGAUUGACCCUUAUUUGCCCUAUGAAUUUACAUGUGAGGGAAUGCUUCAGAGGAUGAAUGCAUUUAUCGAAAGACAGGAUUUUUGUCAUGGGCAAGUGAUGUGGCCCCCAUUAAGUGCCCUUCAAGUAAAAAUUGCUGAUCCUGGAAAAUCCUGUAAACAAGUUUGUCAGGAAAGCCAGCUCAUCUGUGAGCCUUCCUUCUUUCAGCAUCUCAACAAGGACAAAGCUCUGCUUAGGCAUAAUAUCGAAUGUCUCACCAUGGAGUCCGCAAAUGAUAUUCUGGUCCCCUCUUUUGAUGGAAGAAGGAAGCACUGUGUUUUCCAAGGUGACCUCUUAUUGUUCAGCUGUGCCGGAUCCCACCCCACCCACAGAAGAAUCUGCCCGUGCAGAGACUAUAUUAAGGGGCAGGUUGCGCUUUGUAAAGACUGCCUAUAGCAGCAGCAGAGCUUCUUUUGAGUUGAGGACAAAAUGUAAGUAGUUUUGAGAGGAGCUACUUAUUACUUCCUGCACUUUUGUCCAGGUUUUUUUGCUGCAGGCAGAGCUAUCAUUGCUGGGCAGAAUCAUCUACUAAGAGAGGAGGGAUUCAUAACGAACAGCUAACUGAUCUUUUUUUCCUAUAAGAACAUUUGCAGUGCAACUCUUCAGAUUCCUUCAUGUGGUUGCGAAGAGAAAUGAGUUUCAUGUUCUACAGUGAUUUGAAGAAGACUGCACAGAAUAGUUUGUAGAAAAUUCCUAGACCCAUCAAAUUUCUUUUUUGUUGUUGUUGUUUGGGUGAAGUGUUUUCUAUUUUUGUAAUGAGUUAGGCCAUCCCCCAUCAUGAUUAGCUAAAGGAUCUCAACUUCAUUCCAGUAAAAAAUUGAAAAAAGUGUGCUUGAAGGUGGGGGUGCAGGGUGGGAGGACUGAUGUUUUAUUCUAGGUGCACUGGUUUGGGUACUGCUUUCGCAUGAACAGCUAUGAAGUUGUUUACUUCACAUGAACUCGGACUCAUAACUCUGUACCCUGUUAUUGGGUGAGCUGGGCCCAGUUCUUUUUUUUCCUUUUCCUUUUUUUAAUCUUUGUACACAACAAGGCAUUGUCUGCAUCAGAGCUGCUGCAUCAGAGCAGUCUAGCCCGAGAGUAUCAUGAAUGAGCAAACAAGCAGUUGCCAGCGUGUGACAUAUCUCGGUGACUUGACAACUGACUACGGUUGUGGCAUUCCUCAGUGUGGAAAACCUACACAAUCAUACUGCCAUUUUGGGAAUGGACUCGUCACAGUUUACUGGUCCCAUUUAGAGAGUAAUCCUUGGAAUUUGCCCAUGCUUCUGUUAUAGUCUGUCUACUAGAAAUACUGUGUGAAGCAAAAAGUAUUCAGCAUCAUUGGAGCCAUAUUAUUGUUAGAGCCUCAGUCUGCUACGGCUUCCAGUAGUUAAAGUGUUGCUGAAUGACAUAGAAAGGUUAAACUAAGCUAACUAUAAUUAUUGUAUGGUAGAAAUGUAAAAUGUCUUCAUAACUAGCUAGGUUUUAAAGAGAAAUCUUUUCUGAAGAUCAAGUAAGAGGAGACAAACAACUGCUAAGAAAAGCAUUGCUCAGUCUCAUGGGUUCUUUGUUUUUCUGGUUUGGGGGGUGUUUCUGGCUUGUUGGGGGGGGUCCUUUUUUUUUUUUUUUAGCAGGCACACCAGUUACAAAGUUAGAAUAAAGCAAUUCAAGAGUUUGGAAUUCAAAUCAAACUUCAUUUGUUUUAGAGCAGCAAGUUAACUCUUCUAAACUGUCGUGUUUUUAUAGAGGUAAUUUUUGUUACUUUCAGCAGAAGGUGGCAUGCUUGACAGCACCAUUUGUAGUCAGGAAAUGAUAUGCUAAGAUUAGUGAGAAACAAACCUGCAGUGUAUUUUGAAAGAGUCAUAAUCUGCAGGUUUACAAUUUGGACAUGCUUUGACCAUGCAGGAAAACAACUUCAUAUCAGUGUGAAGGGUUUUUCAUAAAGAUCAACAAGCAUUACCAGGUAAUAAUGAAAAGCAUGGAUACUUUGAAUUUGCCUUUCUUGGAUAUAUCUGGUUGGUUCGGAUUUUUCUUGUAACCAGCAUUGAUUACCUGUGUGUGAAUAUCGAUGUAUCUCUUGACCUACCAAAGACCAAGCAAGGGAAAUGCUCUUUCAUUGUGGAUAAAUUCUUCAGACAAGAGAACAGAACAGUAUAUGUAUUUAAAUUUUCAAUUUAAAAGCAUUGAAUUAGCUUUUUCAAGCUUUUCUUUUCCUGCCUCAGCACUCAGUUUCCCCGUUACACCCCGUAACAUUGCUGUGGACUACACAGUAACUUAAUCCUGAGAGACUGUUGAGUAUCCAUAAAGGAUAUGGGGGAGCUGGUGAACAGCAGGGUCACCCGUAACUGAGUUGUGAUGAUGAUAAAAUCUGCUGUAUUUUAGAGUCAUUUUCCAGAAACAGAACAGCUGGGUUCUAUAAUGGGUGGCAAACUUUUUGUAUGAAAAGAAAACAAACAAGUUUGGAAAUCCUUACCGUUACCAUAGCUCAGCAUUUGCUUCAGUCAGCACAAAUGUCAUUUGCACUAGUUUUAAUACCCUGGAAAAGCUGGGGGAGGAGGAUUGGAAAUCAGUCUGAGCAGGUGCAACAAUUCAUUUUGUAUUUAUAUAAAAUACUCCCUGCAUACCUGUGCAUAUUUGUGCAACUGGAACAUCCAGAGUAUCACAGUAUAUAUAUAUAUAUACUUGGUGCUGAAAGUAAAGGCAACAGCAGAACUUGCCUUUUCCAGUUCAGCCUGAGGUUCUUCAGGCAGGAAUUUAGUCUGGAAUGAGAGAGCACCGAAGUACAUUGGGAACAGAGUCGUAGGUGCACACUUAAAGAAUGCAAGACCCUUAGUUUUUGCUGUAGUGUGAUUCUUUGCUGUAAAUACGUAUUUGCUUGUUUCCCCCACACACACACUGUAUGGUCCACAUGGCCUACUGCGUUUUAUUUUGCCUCUAAACUUUUAAAGAUGGGAGGGUUUGGGUAUUCUUAUUUCAAGAUUUUCUAGUCUAGUGCUUUGCUCAGUGCUACAUUUGCCUUUACCACAGCAGGGAGAGUCUGUUGUAAGCUGUUUUUUUCAUGCUGUAGCACUGUUUCUCGUCUACUAAAGUGAAUUACUGUGUACUGGCAAAAAGGAAAUGGCAAGCACCAAUGCCUUUCGCAUUUCAGCCAGGGACAGAGUAUCUAAACUGGCUUCAGAACCAGUUGGGUCUCAUCCUAUUUCCGCUGGAAUCUAUAGAGAAGACUCAUUAAUCUUAAAAAAGAAUCAAGACCUGUAAUUUGAUAGGGCUCUAUUAAUAAUUUUAAACUCUCUUUUCAGAAGAAGUGUUACUUUUCUGAAAGACAGCUUCAGUCUAAAUUUCUGUAAGAGGAGACUAUCCUAUGAGAACUGUAAGCACAUAAACUUUGUAAACAUCACUGGCUAAGCCUGAUACAGCACUCCCCCAUCAUACUGCAGUGUUUGUUCACACAUUGAUAAGCACUCAGGCAUAUCCAUGUGGGACUGUUUAAAAGUCUGAAUGAUUUACUAAACUCUGUAAUAUAUAUCCACAUUUCGGGAUAGAGGGCAGCCUCCUGUCUGAGUUCCAUAACUACUUUCCUUCCAAAUUAAAGAAUAAAGGUGUAGUCCAAUUCUUGCACUUAAGGAUAUUAGAGAUGGGACUGUGCUGCUGUUUUUCAGUUGGACAGUAAAGCUUGCAGCUUCCUUUCCUCAGAAAUCAGGUUCUUGCAUGACUUGCAUUUGAAUAUAUUGAUCAGCGAUUGAGGGGAAAAAAACGUCAAAAGUUAAAUAUAAAACCGUUUUACAAGCUUUUAAACAUAUCUCUCAUAUCAAGACAUUCUUUGUUUUAAAAUUUUGUAUUUUUGUAUGUGACCUGAGUUUUUUUCAAAAAUCUUGUUCCUAAGAGAUUAGAAAACUUGAGAGAAGCAUUUACAUAUUUAUUAAAAUUAACAGAAAAGGCUUGCCUUUGAAAGGUAAAGUUGGUAAAUACACACUGUUUAAAAAUGCCAAUAAAAACCUCAUUUAUUUCAUAUAUGCAAGUUGAUUUGCACAUGUAUAAAUAGAGUUGCUUUUUGCAUUUUUUUGCUUAGUUUCUAUGGUUCUUUUUAUAAUUUAUAGUUGCAGCAGUGUGUUUGCUUGUUUAUAUCAGAUGAUGUUUCUCCUACAAAUAUUUAAUGUUUAUGUGCCUUUUCUUUUACUUUCUUUGGGGUUUGGAUGAGUGUUUGGAAUAUGGAUGCUGUCUGAACAAAUAUAAUGGAACACUAAUGACAGGUAAAAAUAGUGCUUAAUGACUUUACGACUUAGUAAUGUUUUGAAGUAGUGAAGAAAUCUGUUCUGGAAGUAUAAGGUAAGGGUUAAUAAGAUAAAAGAUAGUAUAACUUUAUUAAUUCUUGCUAAAUGUUGCUUCAGCAAGCAGAAGUCCCUUUACUGAGUAUCUGUAAUUUGACAUGAGAGCUCCUGCUGGGAUGGGAUGUCUGUUUAAUGACCAGAGAGCAAGCUAAAGCUGUUACAUUCCCUGAGGAGACACUGCUAACAGAAAACCUCUAGAAACAGCCAUAUCUGAUUUGAUCGGAAGGAAAAUUGAAGAUUCAUAUUAAAGUGCUUGAGGUAUUGGGUUUUUGGAUAAAGACAUGGAAGUGCAUGGGGCGAUUCCUGGUGCUACAAGAAUGCAGUCCUUUUGUGAUUGAUACAGCUCUCAGUGGGGAGAGAACUCUGGAUAUUCAGCUUGUUGCAGAUGUUUUUAAUGCUACUACUUUUCUGCAAGAAGAAUGUUUUGUACAGUAGCUGCUGCUUAGAUUUCAGUUGGAGAUGGCAGAAUCGGGCUGUGGAGAGACCCAGGAUUCAGUGUCUACCGCACUCAGCUCUACUCCCAAUUGACUGUGCCAGCUUUUUAACUUGCUUAGUGAUGAGCAUUCAGAAUUGUUGAGAGUUUCUGUUGGCAUCAGCCACAAAUCAUGUUGUUAGCUGAUGGCUUCUCUCCUCACUUAAUCAUGCUGUACUACUGUCCUUUAUAAUGCUAGUCAAGGUCCUUGGUUUAUCCUUGACAGGAAAGACAUGCCCUUCCCUCUCAAAAGCGAGUGGCCCAUCUAAAUUACAAAGAUGAUUUAUGAGUGUGCAGCACUUCUCAUGUAAACAAAAUCCAAAUUGCUUUCUCAGGAAUUUGUUCUGCUCACGGUGCAUUUCAGGACCAGAUUUUGCUAGUAAAAUAAAUUAAAUGGCAUGAAUCAGGCUGGAUAGAAUCUCAUCCAGGUCUAAUUAACUUCAUGAUUCCCACUGGCUUCAGUGAUAGCAGAACUCCUCCAUUAAUUUUUCUUCAAAUUAAAAAAGCAUCUCUCCCUUUUUAAUACGAAGCACUGUAUCUUACAAGACCAAAUACUUGUAGGUUCUGUUGUGCGCAUACCAGCAGCCAGCUUUGUUUGCUGUUACAGCAUGUGUCAUCUCUGACUAAGUUGAUGUUACUUAUUGUUAAAGUAUCAGGUGAAAACUUGGUUAAACAGCUGUUCAGUCCACAGUUUGGAGUUGGGGGGUGGGUGUUUGUUGUUUGUUUGUGGUAUUUGUUGUUUUGUUGUUUGAUUAUUUUUAAAGAGCCUUGCCAAUUUCGCAGGCUAUUUUCCGGGGGUGCUAACAUUUUGGCAUGGCUUUUUCUUUGUGACGUUCACCCUACAGCUGCUAUGCCUUCAACUUUUUGACUUGUGAUCUCUUUCCAUUUGUAGUUUUCCUGUGGUCCCAGUUUCUGGGAUUGCUGUGAAGUCGAGGGGAAUAACGCCCUGACAGGCAUAUGCUUUUAUUCAGGCUGAAAAGGCCAGGGACGGACACGACUGCAUUGAGAUACGCUUUAAUAAUAUUGCCAUAAAUGUAACAUCAAAACAUAUCAGUUUAUGGGCAGUGACUUAAAUCCCAUCUUCAUAUUUUUAAGCAGAUCUAGAGGGUUUUUUAAAAUGAGUUUGUAAUUUCCGAUUAUAUUUAAAUGGAAUGUGUAAAGAGCAGACUCCAUGUAUCCAGUGUGAAAUGUUUACUGUGGGAAUGUGUUGAGAACACUAGCAGCUGAACCGCAGAAUGCCUCAGGUGGGAGGCAUCAUUCACGUUCCUUCUUCCAGGGAAAAACAACAAAGUGCAACUGUUGCCAAUGUAUCUUAUAGGUGUAAUCCUUUCCAUAUUCAUAUAGUUCUGACCAUACAAUAGCAUGUUCUAGUUCAGCAGACCUCUCUAAACAGCACUAAGCCACCCGUUUAUUAAAUGGGUCAAUAAAACCAAGUCCUCAAAGUUUCAAUAAAAUGAGUAAUAGCCCCACCUUCUACACACAGAAACUGCUUUAGAAAAAUGCAAGUGAGUAACAAACACCCUUCUCUCUGGGGGGACUGGGGCAGGUGCCAUUUAACUUUCGUGGACAGUGUAUGGGAGCAGAAUUUGUCACCUUGUGUAGGGGCUCACAGAGCUGAAGCACCACAGACCUUGCUAUUCUUGCAUUUUACAGCAUGACAACACGCAGCUCCUCUUCUGUACAGGAAAAUCCAUCUGUAUUGCACUGUGCUGUCAUGCCUGCAAAUACCAGCCCUCGGUCAGUGCUGCUCCACUCAGGGGCAGCUUGGUCCUGCAGGAGCCAGCAAAAUCCUUGGCUUUAAGGAGAGCAUGUAAAUAAGGCUAUGGCACUUAUGGAGCCAUCCAUGCACUUGGCAAAAGGCAUGCAGCACAUCUUGGCUUAGAUUCCGACAGCUGCAAAGUAGUUCAAGGUAUCAAAUAGGAACACAAUAAAUCAAGUUAAAUUGCUGUGUGAAGACAGUUAAUUUUAAUAGGGUUAUACCCAGAACUAAUUUGUUACAUUCAUUAAUGGGUCUGUUGCAGUAGAGUGACAGUGAAGACCUUUUUUAAGAGGCUGUGGGUUUAUUUGGUUUUUGCAGGGGAAUACAGCAGAGGAGGAGGAAAUAGCAGGUUUUACCAAAGGAAACAAUGAGUACAUUUCAUCAGAAAAGUUACCCUGAAGAUUCUAAGAGAGCUAGAAGAAAAAUAUAAGGGAAUAUUUACAAAACUGACUUGAGCCUGGAGAAGUUGAUCCCCCUGAGGUUGUUCAGCUGAGGGCUGCAGGGGGAAGGAGGGGGGCAGAGGACAGUUUGGGGCAGCUCUUUCUGGAUCAUUCCCUGGAGGAAACUUUCUCUCUCCAUGGGUGAAGGGGGUCAGAAUCUGAAUAACCUCUGUAGCACUGUAAAUUGGAAAAAAAACCCAACUACUGAAAUCUGUAAAAAAUAAAAAUUGCCUUUUUUUGCAGAUGAUAA